Messenger RNA from Drosophila bipectinata, 1210 nucleotides. RefSeq names its product tRNA-queuosine alpha-mannosyltransferase. Gene Ontology annotation, molecular function: glycosyltransferase activity. The record is from RefSeq and is a predicted model, not a curated record. NCBI's taxonomy places the organism in Eukaryota, Metazoa, Arthropoda, Insecta, Diptera, Drosophilidae.
UUGAACGGCUGAUCAACAUUUCUGAUAACUUAUCAUAAUCCGAAUCAAAAUCGGUUACAGCCCCUUCCUCACCCUGCCAAUGGAGCCGGAGAUCAGGCCGCAUGUUUUAAUCAUUGAACCCUUCUAUGGAGGCAGCCACAAGCAGCUGAUAAGCACAUUAGUUGAAAGUUUACGUCCGGAGGAAUAUGAGAUUUACACUCUGCCGGCCAAGAAAUGGCACUGGCGGGCACGGAGUUCGGCGCUUUACUUCUCCCAGGUCAUACCACAGGAUCAUAGCUACCGGGUUUUAUUCACCAGUUCCGUGCUCAGUCUGGCCGAGUUGAUCGGCAUCCGGCCGGACCUGGCCACGUGCCGGAAGAUUGUUUACUUUCAUGAGAACCAACUCAUCUAUCCAGUGCGGGAAGUCAAGGAGCGAGACUGUCAGUAUGGACUGAAUGAAAUCCUCACCUGCCUGGCAGCCGACUUGGUGCUUUUCAACUCCAACUUUAAUCGAACCUCGUUUCUGGACAAUGUUAAGCCCUUCCUCAACAUCCAGCCCGAUUUCCGGGUGAAAAACAUACGGGAGAAGAUUGAAAGUAAAUGCGAAGUUUUGUAUUUUCCCAUUAACUUUAAAGUCUUCCCUGAUCAGCGACCUGUUGAGGAUUCCACAAACAUCAAAGACGCCCUGCAUCUGGUCUGGCCCCAUCGCUGGGAGCAUGACAAGAAUCCAGAACUCCUGGUCUCGGUGUUGCUGGAGCUGGUCAACCGCCAAGCUAACUUUCAUGUUACCAUCUGUGGUGAGAGCUACCAGGAAGUUCCCCAGGCCUUCGAAAGCAUAAAAGAAAAGUUGGGUGACCGACUGAUUAACUUUGGCCACCUAACCCGUGAUGAAUAUGUGAGGACCCUGCUCACAGGCGACAUUGUGAUAUCCACCGCCAUACAUGAGUUUUACGGAGUAGCCAUGCUGGAGGCGGCUUACUGCGGUUGCUAUCCACUAGCCCCCAAUAAGUUGGUCUAUCCGGAAAUCUAUCCCAAAGAAAAUCUCUUCAACACAACGAACUCCUUGGUUAAGAUGCUUUCCAACUGGUGCCGGAACCCCAGUGCUUUUCGAAGGAUUCGUGAUAAAUUCCGGAAGGAGUUCGAUUUUGAAAAGUUUUCGGCGCAAUUUUUGGUUCCCAGAUAUUUUGAGAAAAUGAACGUUGAAGAGUUGCGACCAGAAGAACUAAGAUAA